Molecule: messenger RNA, 456 nt
Organism: Kluyveromyces marxianus DMKU3-1042
Lineage: Eukaryota; Fungi; Ascomycota; Saccharomycetes; Saccharomycetales; Saccharomycetaceae
Gene: YPI1
Product: type 1 protein phosphatase-activating protein YPI1
Exons: 1
Coding region: 1-456 (151 amino acids)
Cellular component (GO): nucleus
Molecular function (GO): protein serine/threonine phosphatase inhibitor activity; protein phosphatase 1 binding
Source: RefSeq, a predicted model, not a curated record
AUGAACGAAGGAUCUCCAAGUGUUCCCGAAGGAAGUCAUACGAUUACCAUAUCGCAGGCUCCUGCACUGCUUCAGUUGCGGGCAGAUGAUUCGAAAAAAGACACCAAAGCCAAGAAGAAGGCUAAGUCAAAGGUGAGAUGGGAUGAAAAGGUUGUGGAUAACGAGUUUAUGAAUAAGAAGAAAACGAAAAUCUGCUGUAUUUUCCAUCCGAAUACUCCUCUCGAUAGUGACGAAGAAGAGUGUGAGCAUGACCAUGGGCAUGACUCGUCAUCAUCAUCAUCGUCAUCAUCUUCUUCGGAUGAAGAUGAGGGGAAGAGUUUCGAUGAAAGAAGAAAAGCAAGGCUUGAAAGACGUAAGAAGAAGUUGGAGCAACAGCGCACACCUAGCCCGAAUGCUUACGAGAUACAACCGGAUUACAGCGAAUAUAGAGACAAAAUUAGAUCCAAAGGUGCAUGA